Molecule: messenger RNA, 1712 nt
Organism: Syngnathus acus (greater pipefish)
Lineage: Eukaryota; Metazoa; Chordata; Actinopteri; Syngnathiformes; Syngnathidae
Gene: b9d1
Product: B9 protein domain 1
Exons: 7
Coding region: 135-764 (209 amino acids)
Biological process (GO): cilium assembly
Cellular component (GO): MKS complex
Source: RefSeq, a predicted model, not a curated record
CGAGGAACCAUAGGUUGGAGAACUUGUCGCCUUAGCAACAGCGAGGCUUUCGCUAUCACAACGAGCAGGCAAAAUGUUUUUUCAAAAGCUAUAAUCUUCCAAAAACUAAUUUCGAUGUACUUUUUAAAGCCGGUAUGGCCACAAGCAACCCAUCGGUGUUUCUUCUCUCGGUGAAUGGGCAGAUUGAGGGAGCGAAUUUUCCGAGCUAUGACGACUUGUACUGCAAAUAUUGCUUUGUUUAUGGCCAAGACUGGAUACCCACCACUGGUUUGGAGGAAGGCAUCACUCAAAUAACAUCUAAAGGUAGUCAAUCGUCACAAAAAUUGAUAUGGAACUUCCCUCUGGACAUAACUUUUAAGAGCACAAACCCUUCAGGAUGGCCUCAACUUGUGCUGAGUGUUUAUGGACCAGACCUGUUUGGCAAUGAUGUGGUCAGAGGCUAUGGAGCAACACACAUCCCACUAACACCUGGAAAACAUACACGGAUCCUCCCCAUGUUUGUUCCUGAACCCACAUGGAGACUUCAGAGGUUCACGAGUUGGCUUUGGGGACGUCGACCAGAGUACACAGACCCUAAAGUGGUGGCCCAGGGUGAAGGCCGAGAAGUGACACGGGUUUGCUCUCAAGGAUUUGUUACAGUCUGCUUUAACAUCGUAAUGAAGGACAUGAAGAAACUGGGAUACAAUUCUGGACCAUCAAAUUCACCAAGUGCACCUUUCGCCACCUCAUCGGGCCUGUCCACAGAGGAACAUACACAUUUGUGAUUAUAUUGAGCAUUUCUAGUUAACAUUCUGAUGAUGAUCACAACAAAUGCUUUACUGUUUCAAUUCAAAAUGUUUUAUGCAAGUGUUUUUUUAAAAGUAAAUGUAUUUUUUACAUAAUGUUUGACUUUCCACUUUUUAUGAUCUGUUUCUUUUUUUUUUAAAAGACACUGACAAUAGUUCGAGCUGAAAGUGAUAUACAUUUUAUUUUGAACCAAUGCAGCUACACUCAUCCUCAACCAACAGUCUGCGGCCUGUUGCUCUCAUUUUGUUUAGAUGCCGUUAAGAUUCCACGGUGAUGUUUUCCUACAAAAACCCAUAACACAGAAUAAUAAAGGUCAAAAAAAAAAAAAAAGAACGGUAUGUUACAAUAGUACAAAUGAUAAAUUAUAUUAUACAGUUAUAAUGCCGACAGAUUGAGCACAUCGAAUAAAAAGCAGCCUGCUCCCGGUACUAUGAGAAGGGUAACUAGACAAGACGUGACGAAGAAUAAAAAGGUGGCUAAUUAAUGCAUAUAAAGACAGUCUUGUAAGGUCGGGUAGUUUCCUCUCAAUAAAAGCAUAGUGAAUACAAAGUGAUGCCUCGUAAGCUUGCCACAUGUAAGUACACAGUCGGAAAAAAGUGGUCAUUUGAAGUUGUCAUCCGACAGUUCCAUUUUUUUUCUCUCUCUUUUAAUGCAGCCAUCAUCACUUCAAGGUUAGUGACAUCUAGGAGGGUGAGAAAAACAGAUUACAGUAGGCCCAGUAUUAGCAAAUCCAACUUUGCAAAACACCUUUUCAUUUUGCUUUUUUUUUUUUAUGAUCUUUCCACAAUGUUUGCAUAUAUAUAUUUUGCAAUUAAACAGUUUCGCUGGACUGUGUGCACUUAAUUCAGGCAUCCAGCCAUCAGCCAAGCAUAAAAAAAAAUCCCAGUUGAAGCCAUCCCUCCAUUUGCCUGAGACAAAUGUAGCGC